Benincasa hispida (wax gourd) is the source of this 981-nucleotide messenger RNA. RefSeq names its product peroxidase 51-like. The record is from RefSeq and is a predicted model, not a curated record. Gene Ontology annotation, biological process: response to oxidative stress; hydrogen peroxide catabolic process. Gene Ontology annotation, molecular function: heme binding; peroxidase activity. Lineage: Eukaryota; Viridiplantae; Streptophyta; Magnoliopsida; Cucurbitales; Cucurbitaceae.
AUGGCAGCCAUGGCAAUGCGAGUGGCGUUCUGUUUAGCUCUGGUUUGCAUGCUCAUUGGGGUCGGCCACGCUCAGCUCUCGCUCAACUUCUACAAUUCGACGUGCCCAAAUGUCGAACAAAUCGUUCGCCAGGCCGUCACCCUGAAGAUUAGCCAAACAUUCGUUACUAUUCCAGCAACUCUUAGACUCUUCUUCCAUGACUGCUUUGUUCAGGGAUGUGAUGCUUCGGUUAUGAUAGCAUCUGCAAGUGGUGACGCUGAAAAAGACUCGGAGGACAACUUAUCGUUGGCGGGAGAUGGAUUUGAUACCGUGGUUAAGGCAAAGCAGGCAGUGGAAGCUCAAUGUCCUGGAAAAGUAUCGUGUGCGGAUAUAUUGGCCAUCGCUGCAAGGGACGUUGUGGUUUUGGCGGGAGGGCCAAAUUUCUCGGUGGAAUUAGGACGGCGAGAUGGGCUAAUCUCGAAAGCAUCUUUGGUUGCCGGAAACUUACCGGGACCAAAUUUCAACCUGAGCCAACUAAACACAAUGUUCGCCAAAAACAACCUAACCCAAACCGACAUGAUUGCACUAUCAGGAGCCCACACGGUUGGGUUCUCACAUUGCAGUCGUUUCGCGAACCGGCUCUACAACUUCUCAGCUACGUCCAAAGUGGACCCUUCCCUGGACCCGAACUACGCCAAGCAGCUCAUGGACGCCUGCCCCCAAGACGUGGACCCUAGAAUCGCUGUGAACAUGGAUCCAGUAACCCCAAAGAAAAUGGACAAUGUGUAUUACCAAAAUCUAGUGAACCACAAGGGGCUUUUCACGUCGGAUCAGGUGCUUUUUACGGACCCACUAUCACAGUCCACUGUGAGUGGGUUUGCUAAUGACCGUAGUAGGUUCAAUAAAGCGUUUGCAGAGGCUAUGGUUCGGCUUGGGAGAGUGGGGGUUAAGACUGGCCUUGUGGGUGAGAUUAGAACUGAUUGUACCACAUUUAAUUCCUAA